Messenger RNA from Tauraco erythrolophus (red-crested turaco), 1713 nucleotides. RefSeq names its product ribitol xylosyltransferase 1 (gene RXYLT1). Gene Ontology annotation, molecular function: ribitol beta-1,4-xylosyltransferase activity. Lineage: Eukaryota; Metazoa; Chordata; Aves; Musophagiformes; Musophagidae. Gene Ontology annotation, cellular component: Golgi apparatus. The record is from RefSeq and is a predicted model, not a curated record. Gene Ontology annotation, biological process: protein O-linked glycosylation via mannose.
CAUCACUGGUCCAUCUGUAGUUCCUGGCUACUUCUCAGUUGAAGCUGAAAACAUUGUGCUGGUUCUGAAUGGAAGAGAAAAAGCAAAGAUCGCUUACGCCACUCAGUGGUUGCAUUACGCACAAACGUUGAUUCAGACUCACAAAAUACAGAAAGUGGCGGUUGUGCUGCUUGGAAACGAGCAGUGUAACAAUGAAUGGAUUCAGCCGUACCUGAAAAGACAUGGAGGUUUUGUAAAUCUGCUCUUUGUUACAUAUGACUAUGCGUUGGUAAACGAAGAAGAUAUUUUCCAGUGGCCUUUGGGAGUAGCUACCUACAGAAAUUUUCCGGUUGUAGAACCCAGCUGGUCAAUGCUACAUGAUCCAAGAUCAUAUCUAUGUAAUUUCUUAGGAACAGUUUAUAAGAACUCUUCUAGAGAAACCCUAAUGGAAAUUCUGAAGCAGGACGGGCUUGAUAAACUUUGCUGGAUUGCAGCCAGAGAACAGUGGCAGCCUCAAGAAACAAAUGAAAGUUUCAAAAACUAUCAAGAUGCCUUGCUGCAGAGUGAUUUGACAUUGUGCCCAGUGGGAAUAAAUACAGAAUGCUAUAGAAUUUAUGAAGCUUGUUCAUAUGGAUCUCUGCCUGUUAUAGAAGAUGUAAUGACACUGGGUGAUUGCGGAAAUUCAUCAAUGUACCACAGCGCUCCAUUACAAUUAUUAAAAACCAUGGGGGCUCCAUUUAUCUUUAUUAAAAACUGGAAAGAGCUUCCUGCUGUUCUAGAGAAAGAAAAAAAAAUAGGCUUACAAGAAAAGAUUCAAAGAAGAAAAAAGCUUAUGGAAUGGUAUCAAAACUUCAAAGCAUGGAUGAGACAAAAGUUCAUUAAUACAUUGGAAAAUUCAUUUUUGCCCAGUGAUAAAGGAUAAAUGGUCCCUUUUGAAAAUCUAGAAUAGAUUGAAAGCUGAAUUUCCAUUAACCUUCCGAGGAAGCUUUUAUACGAGAGGAAUCUCACAGGGCGGAUUCAUUCCUUUUGAAGUCAGCAGAAUUGCAGUAGCUUAGUCAAGAGCUACAUUUGGCCCUCCAUCCUUAACAAUGUUCAGAGAGGAUGCUGACUUAGCAGGAUGGUAGUCUGUAAGGGUGACAACAAUUUUAUUAUUAUUUUUACAAUUUCCAUGUUGGUGUGUGAUCUGGUGAAGUUUUUUUUAAGAUAAUAUCUCUUUCAGCACAUGAACUUGUUAAGAUCCAACAUGAGUACAAUAGUUAUGUUUGAAGAAAGCAGAAGAAUGAAAGCUGUGUGGUACGGCGUUAUUUAUUCUGUAAAGUAAAGAAGAAAAGUAUGAUUAUAGCAAAAUUGCCAGGUUUAGCACAAUCAUUAAGAUACAUCCUGGUAAGUGAUUGUUUUGAAAAUGUGAGCUCUCUACUUGAUGGACAUUUCAUUUCCAAGAAAGUGGCUAUAAAGCUGAUUAAACACUGUGGAAUAAAAAUGUACGUUUCAAGGUAAAAGCAGAGAACUCUUUCUUAGAAAUAUUUCAUAGCAAUAUAUUUCCCCUUUAAUUUUAGAUAUCAAAAUUGCUUUCUUCCUUUUCGUUUAGUUUUGGGACAUAUCUUUCUGAAGUUCUGCUGCGGGAACAUUCAUUACCUGCAGUCGCAGCUGCGCGUUCUGAACACCAGGCCUUAAACAUGAAUUUGCUUGUAGCUGAUCUGAUUUCUCAAAAUCUGCUGAAACUUGUCAGCUCCA